AUGUCCGCUGUUGAAACAGCUCCUCCCCCAGCGGGACGGAACAGACCACCACGCAAUCGUCGCGGACGAGGUGGAAACCGAGGAGGGGCAACUGGAACUGCCACUGCUCCAAAUCCUGCUCCCCAGACCGCAAAUACUCCACUCGUACUUCGACCUGCUUCCUUAGCACCAGAAUCAACUCUUCCCCCUACCUCGAAUUCAAACAGAGGUGGCCGUGGCAGAAGGGGCGGACUUGGACGAGGAGGAAGAAGAGGUGGCGCACAACCUAUGGUCAAUGGCCAAAGAGCAUUUGGAGGCCAACUCACCUCAAAUGUCCCCUCAACAGAAGGCUCAUUGGCAGGCGAUGCCCCAGUUUUCAUUCCAGGCCAACCAGUUGCCCCGCGUGCAAGACAACAUCAAGUGCCCCGCCCUCGGAGAAUGUCGAAAUCCCAAGCCCCAGACAUCGCUUCCAGAACACACGAAGACAUCACAAACGGUCAAUACGAAUGCGCUAUAUGUACCAAUGAAGUCCUGCCCAAUUCCAAGAUCUGGAGUUGCAAGACGUGCUGGUCGGUUUUACAUCUAACGUGCGUGAAGCGCUGGUCGAAGAAUGAGAUUUCUACACAUCAACAGCGCGCGAAUGAUAAUGGAGAACUGCCGCCGCCAAGACAAUGGCGAUGUCCGGGCUGCAACCUACCAAAAGAUGGCCUGCCGAAUGAAUAUACAUACUGGGACAUUGUCCGCAUCCCUGCGAGCUUAUUUGCCAUGCUGGUCCUUGUCUGCCUUGUAGCCAUAUGGGCCCUUCUUUGCCUUGCUUCUGUGGGAAGGAGACCUCGACGCGGCGAUGUCAGGAUACGAAUUAUGACGGUGGAUGGAGCUGUGGGCAGGUUUGCGAUGACGUCCUUCCUUGUGGGGAACAUAAUUGUCAGAGAGGAUGUCAUGAAGGCCUAUGUGGGGGCUGUGAAGAAGCCUGUUGCUUGUUCUGAACGGGAUGAGGAGAGGCAGAGUCAAUCAGAGGAUGAGACCUGGACGGGAUCUUUUGACUGUGGUGCUGAGUGCAAGAGGCCCUAUGAUUGUGGUAACGCGGAUCACUUUUGUGAGAAGGCAUGUCACGUUCAAGAUUUGCAAUCUGCACACUGUCCAUACUCGCCCGAUGUCGUCACCCACUGCCCUUGUGGAAAGACACCAUUAUCUAGUCUACUGGAAGAAAACAGAAAAGAUUGCUCGGCUCCAAUUCCUCACUGCAAGGAGAAAUGCGAGAAUUUGCUUCAAUGUGGACAUAUCUGCCAACAGACUUGCCAUGAGGGCGAAUGUAGACCCUGUCUGCAAACAGUCCAAAUUGCCUGUCGAUGCGGAAGAACCACAUCAAAGACAAUAUGUCACCAGGGAACUGAGGAGCCGCCCUCCUGCAUGCGUAUCUGCCGAGCAACUCUAAACUGUGGCAGACAUGAGUGUGGGGAACGCUGUUGUCCUGGAGAGAAGAAGGCAAGCGAACGACAAGCUUUGAAGCGCAAGCAUCGAGGUUUGAGUGCAGCACCAAGGGGAGAUGAAAAUAUCGAGGCUGAACACAUCUGUCUUAAGGUCCUUGUUCAAGCUGUCUUGAAGCUGUAUUCGAAGAUAUCAGCUGUGCUUGUGGUCGAACUGUUCUCCAACCACCACAGCCAUGUGGAACUCGACCCCCUGAAUGCCGCUUCGACUGCACCCGCCGACGAACAUGUGGCCAUCCCCAAGUCAAGCACCAAUGCCAUCAAGAUUCGGAAUCCUGUCCCAAAUGCCCAUUUCUGGUCGAAAAGCCCUGCAUCUGUGGCAAGAAGAGCCUCAAAAACCAACCCUGCUGGUUCACUGAAGUCCGCUGCGGCCUUCCCUGCGGCAAGAAACUCAAAUGCGGAAUUCACACCUGCCAAAAGCCCUGCCACCGCCCCGGCCAAUGCGAAGACGCAUCUUCACCCUGCGCCCAGCCUUGCGGCCGCAAGAAGACAGUUUGCGAACACUCCUGCUCGGACCCCUGCCAUGCUCCUUACCCGUGUAAAGAACUUCAGCCCUGCCAAGCCAAAACAUUCAUCACUUGCCGAUGGCAACACCGGCAAGGUUUUAGAAUGCACAGACGACUGUUUAAAGCUGCAACGUAACGCCAAGCUCGCUGCUGCUUUGAACAUCGACCCCGCCACACAUCUCAAUGACCAUAUCCCUUAUUCCCAAACAACACUCGAUCUCUUUCGCGAGGCCCCAAAAUUCGCACAAGUACAAGAGCGCGAGUUCCGCGUCUUUGCGGCGGAUGAGAAGGAGAAACGGCUGCGGUUUAAACCAAUGCAACCUAGUCAGCGCGCAUUCAUACAUGCUCUGGCUGAGGAUUUUGGGUUGGACAGCGAGAGUCAAGAUCCGGAGCCUCAUCGACAUGUUUCUAUUUUCAAAACCCCUCGAUUCGUCUCGGCGCCUAUGAAGACCUUGAGCCAGUGCAUCAAGCUCAAGGCUAUACCUGUUGCUGCGCCAGAGCCAUCGAGCAAGGGACUGGUGAGUAGUGCGGAGCCAUAUAACGCCUUCGUAUUGAGCAAUCCAAAGUUUGGUCUUACGAUUGAUGAACUGCGCACGGACCUGCACGCGGAAUUCUCAGCUGCUGGAUUCGAGGCAUUCGACGUCGCGUUCCUACCAUCCGGCGACAUCGUUCUCAAACCCCUCCCAAGCCAUUUCCUUGCAGCGCACAAACUAGAACUCAGUCUCUCAUCCGCCAAAUCCUCGAUCGUGAAGAAAGUCCAAGCUCUCGAGCUUGCUGCUUCCACGGCUCUCUGCGCCGUAGAUAGCAGUCUCAACGUCGCUAGGAGAGAAGACGAUAAUGCGAGUGGGGGGGGCUGGUCGCAGGUUGCGAAGGGGGCGGGGAGGAAGCUUGCGGUGAGGGAGAAGGAGGUUGGACAUAAGAGUUCUUUUACUGUGUUGGGGAGUAGGAAGAGGGAGAGUAAGAAGGAGGAGGUGGCGGAUGAUUGGGAGAGGGAGGUUGAGAAGGAGGGGUGGGAUGACGCUUAG
Molecule: messenger RNA, 2997 nt
Organism: Lachnellula hyalina
Lineage: Eukaryota; Fungi; Ascomycota; Leotiomycetes; Helotiales; Lachnaceae
Product: FKBP12-associated protein 1-like protein
Exons: 5
Coding region: 1-2997 (998 amino acids)
Biological process (GO): negative regulation of transcription by RNA polymerase II
Cellular component (GO): nucleus
Molecular function (GO): RNA polymerase II transcription regulatory region sequence-specific DNA binding; zinc ion binding; DNA-binding transcription factor activity, RNA polymerase II-specific
Source: RefSeq, a predicted model, not a curated record